AUGUCAUUCAAAAUCAACUGGCCAGAGUUCUCUGAUGAGUUUCUGGACCAGGCCAAGAGUCAACUGACUGUUGCUCUCAACAAUGGUGGCAUGCCUGAUAAUAUUGUUGGUCGCAUUGAAGUAAAGGAACUAGAUAUGGGAACAAAGCCUCCCGAUCUGGAAAUCCUUGAAAUAGGAGAAUUGGCUGAAGAUCGAUUCAAAGGAAUAUUCAAGCUUGGAUAUAGUGGUGAUGCAUUCAUUCUCAUCAAGACAAAAGUGCAGGCAAACCCAUUGACAACUCCAUUGCGACAGCGCACGUUGAAUGCCAGAAAUACUAUGCUAGCAGCGCAACAGCCCUUUGUUGUCCCAAUGGAGAUCCGUAUUAGCAAUGUAAAACUUCGAGGCAUUAUUGUUCUUGUGGUUGAUAAGGAGCGAGGUAUUACGCUUGUCUUCAAGAACGAUCCACUCGAGCGCGUUGAUGUAAAUUCGACAUUCGAUAACAUCCCAAAUAUUAGAAAGUUUUUGCAGACGCAGAUCGAAGCUCAAUUAAGGAAUCUAUUUCAGAAUGAUUUGCCACAGAUGGUGCAUAAUUUAUCGCUCGUAGUUUUGAAUCAACAGGCGGCGGAUACUGCAAAAGCUAAAGCAGAGGCUAAACUGUCUAGAUCAUACGGUUCCAGGAGUAGUCGGGCCAGUGAGCAGGGGUACGAUGACAGACAGGAGUAUCAAUCUAAAGUGAAUGGGGUUGCAGGCAAUCCGCCCAUGU
This is a messenger RNA of Batrachochytrium dendrobatidis JAM81, 742 nucleotides long. RefSeq lists its product as uncharacterized. Lineage: Eukaryota; Fungi; Chytridiomycota; Chytridiomycetes; Rhizophydiales. Gene Ontology annotation, cellular component: ERMES complex. The transcript has 3 exons. The annotation marks the transcript as partial. Gene Ontology annotation, molecular function: lipid binding. Gene Ontology annotation, biological process: mitochondrion organization; phospholipid transport. The record is from RefSeq and is a predicted model, not a curated record.